CUUGAAAAUUACCCUGAAUCCGAAUCCAUGAUCCGUUUAACUAAUCGGGUGAAGUCAAAGGUGCUGGUUUUAGGCUUUGCCUUCAGUAAACACACUCCUUGUGAAGCCGACUCGCUGCCAUUUUUCUUCGAUCAGGCGGUACGGAUCUCCGUUUCUAGAGUGAUGGUGGGCUGGCAGAGACAUUUGCAGUCCUUACUUCGCCAGGUUGGGAAAAGGGUGGAGCACAAUUACACUGCUCUUGCAAACUUUUCCUCUUCUUCUCGUGUGGAAUCCUCUUUUUUAACUGGCGAAUUACCAUAUUUACAGAGAUUAUGGAAAUCACCUUCUGCCAAUGUACUGAGGCCUUUCUAUCAGUAUUUGCAACAGUCGGGAAUCUCAAGUUCAAGGAAAUUACUAGCAGAUUCUUUUGAGGAAACACCCAUUCGAUCUCCACUGACUCCUGCUUUAACUCCACUAAGCAGUGGAAAAACUAAAGAACAGAAAGCAGUCUCUAAACCAUCAAAAGUUCAAGCAGUACUAAAGGGCAUAAAACAGAGUCCUAAGAAAGUCAAUUUGGUUGCUGCAUUAGUUCGUGGCAUGCGUGUUGAAGAUGCAUUGUUGCAGUUGCAAGUGACAAUAAAGCGAGCUUCAAAAACUGUCUACCAGGUUAUUCAUUCUGCUCGAGCAAAUGCGAUUCAUAAUCAUGGGUUGGAUCCAGAUCGUCUCCUUGUUGCUGAGGCAUUUGUUGGAAAGGGAUUUUAUAAGAAAAGAAUUGCUUGCCAUGCAAAGGGGAGACAUGGAAUUAAAGUAAGACCAGAGUGUCGACUGACAGUAGUAGUGAGAGAGACAACCUCUGAAGAGGAGGCUGAGAUUGCGAGGCUAAGAGUGCACAAUUUCCGCAAGCUCACUAAGCGGGAAAGGCGGCUCGUGCCACACAAGCUUAUUGAGACCACUCCAAUUUGGAAUCGCAAAGGCAAAACUGCUGAUCGUGAACCAAGUGGUAUGGCUUCAUAAGGUGGUCUUCCUUUUCAUGUUUCAUGUUGUGAUAGAAAGUUUUGUAGAAGUGUUAAAGAACUCCAUCCCAUGUUUUUGCACUUUCGUAGAGAUAGUACUGAAGAAUUGCAUAUGCCAAUGCGCUGGAAAGCGAGCAAUCUUGUUUUCAUCUUAGAUAAUGGUUGCAUGCUCAAAUCCUUCAAUAUCCAUGAUAUUUACCAGCGAAACAAAUUCAUUUUGGAUUUUUACGAA
This is a messenger RNA of Hevea brasiliensis (rubber tree), 1224 nucleotides long. Its product is annotated as 54S ribosomal protein L22, mitochondrial. The record is from RefSeq and is a predicted model, not a curated record. Gene Ontology annotation, biological process: ribosome assembly; translation. The coding region runs from base 28 to 993 and encodes 321 amino acids. Gene Ontology annotation, cellular component: ribosome; mitochondrial large ribosomal subunit. The transcript has 7 exons. Gene Ontology annotation, molecular function: structural constituent of ribosome. NCBI's taxonomy places the organism in Eukaryota, Viridiplantae, Streptophyta, Magnoliopsida, Malpighiales, Euphorbiaceae.